CUUCCAAUUCAAAUCCGAAAAAAGUAGAGAGAGAGAGAGAGAGAGAGAGAGAGAGAUGUUUGCUUGAGAAUCAAAUAAUUCCAGUUUUGUUUAUAAUUUUAAGCUGAGUCGAAAUCUACAGGUUCUGUUUUUCAGGAUGUUGAGAGAUUUCAAGUUUCUUCGACGCAAUGUGAAGAACAAUGAAGAAACUGAGAAUGUACCUGUAAACCCUAGAGAUUCGUUAGCGAGUCAAUCAAGCACUGACUCAACUAGGCCACCGUUGAAUACAAUUCAGGACCCAGCUCCAAACCCUAACCCUAGACAUGAUAAAACUCCAAACAAGCCCAAAGUUAGAAACUUUGAGCCUCUCCGUACACCAGAUAAGGUGUCCAAGUAUCGAUUCGGAUGGGCUCAGAGAAAUGAGUCCGGUGGCAGUAGUGUGAUAAGUAAUGAGUCGAGGGACGAGGUGAGGACUGAUUUUAGGGAUUUGAGCAAGGGAGGUGGUGGAUUUGGGGCUGUAGGGCCUAAUGUGACCCCAAGGGGGAAUAAGAGGGCCAAUUCAGAGAGUAAUUCGACGCAAAGUACGCCCUCCAAGAGUGUUGUUUCAAAGCCGCCUGUGAAUUCGGGGUUUAGGGGGAAAGGAGGGAGUUUUUCUGCAUUGUAUAGAGGUCUUCCGGUUUCGGCUGGUUUGGGGGGGACUACGGUUGUUAAUAGUGUUGAAGUGCCUCAUUUUGAUCUUAAGGAGGAUCCAUCAUUCUGGAUGGAGCAUAAUGUACAGGUCCUUAUACGUGUACGUCCUCUCAAUAGCAUGGAGAGGAGUAUGCAUGGUUACAACAGGUGCUUGAAGCAAGAAAGUGCUCAGAGCAUCACUUGGAUUGGUCAACCAGAAACUCGAUUCACAUUUGACCACGUAGCAUGUGAAACAGUUGACCAGGAAAUGCUUUUCAGAAUGGCUGGUCUUCCUAUGGUAGAGAAUUGCUUGUCUGGUUACAAUAGCUGUAUGUUUGCCUAUGGCCAGACAGGAAGUGGGAAGACGUAUACAAUGCUUGGUGAAAUUGAUGGUCUAGAAGUGAAGCCUAGCCCGAAUCGAGGAAUGACACCGCGGAUAUUUGAAUUCUUGUUUGCAAGGAUACAAGCAGAAGAGGAAAGUCGCAAGGAUGAAAGGCUAAAAUACAAUUGCAAGUGCUCAUUCUUAGAGAUUUACAACGAACAAAUUACAGACCUCCUUGAUCCCUCAUCUACCAAUUUGCUUUUGCGAGAGGAUGUCAAGAAGGGUGUCUAUGUAGAAAAUCUUUCAGAAUUUGAGGUUCAAACUGUGAGCGAUAUUUUGAAGCUUUUGACUCAGGGUUCCUUGAAUAGGAAAGUUGCAGCAACAAAUAUGAACCGAGAGAGCAGCCGCUCACAUAGUGUAUUUACAUGUGUAAUUGAGAGCAGGUGGGAGAAGGAUUCCACAACUAACCUAAGGUUUGCAAGACUAAACCUAGUUGAUCUUGCUGGUUCAGAAAGGCAGAAGAGUUCAGGAGCUGAGGGCGAGCGUUUGAAGGAAGCUGCAAACAUUAAUAAAUCAUUGUCCACAUUGGGUCAUGUAAUUAUGAUUCUACUGGAUGUGGUCCAUGGGAGGGCAAGACAUGUCCCUUAUAGGGAUUCGAGAUUGACCUUCCUUCUUCAGGACUCACUUGGAGGAAACUCAAAAACAAUGAUCAUUGCUAAUGUUAGCCCUUCUAUCUGCUGUGCAGCUGAAACGCUUAAUACACUGAAAUUUGCUCAGCGAGCAAAACUUAUUCAAAACAAUGCUGUGGUUAAUGAAGAUUCCAGUGGAGAUGUCAUUGCACUUCAGCAUCAGAUACGGCUUCUAAAGGAGGAGCUCUCUUUCCUAAAACGUCAGAAUGUCUCCAGGUCAUUGUCAUUUGGUUCAACUGGAAAAGAUACAAUGCAAGAGCAAGAUACAGCUUCCACGGAAAUCAUGCAUGACAUGGAUCAACAGCAUGCUGAUGAUUUGCGUGGAGUUGGAGGCAAAGGCAUUGUUAGAAUGUCUACUAAGCAGUUGAAGUCGUUGGAGACAACUCUUGCUGGCGCUUUGAGAAGAGAGCAGAUGGCAGAGACUUCCAUCAAGAAACUUGAAGCUGAGAUUGAGCAACUGAAUCGUUUGGUUCGUCAAAGAGAAGAAGAUACCAGGAGCACUAAAAUGAUGCUCAGAUUUCGAGAAGACAAGAUUCAGAGAAUGGAGUCACUGGUUGGUGGCUUGUUACCUCCUGACACUUAUUUGCUGGAAGAGAACCAAGCACUCUCUGAAGAGAUUCAGUUGAUUCAAGCUAAAGUGGACAAAAAUCCUGAAGUGACUCGCUUCGCACUGGAGAACAUAAGGCUGUUGGACCAACUCAGAAGAUUUCAAGAAUUCUAUGAAGAAGGGGAGAGGGAGAUCCUCCUGGAAGAAGUAUCUAAACUGCGAGAACAGCUUCUUCAAUUUCUUGACGGGAAAUUUAUGAUGCAAAAUCUUCCAAAUGCAAAUAGCCAACCUCAGGAAGCUAUGCGCACCAACAAGGAAAAUGAUUCUCUGCAUCUAGAGUUGAAGAACACCCUCAAUGAAUUAGACAAGUGCAGGUGUAAUCUAAAUUCUUGCUUAGAGGAAAACCAAAAAUUAAGCAGGGAAAUUAAUGAUUUACAGUAUAUGCUAGACAACCUCAAAUCUGUAACCCAUGACCGAGAUGGUGACAUUAAAAUGUUAAAGAAUUUCUCAGGAGCUCCAACUUCUGAAACUGUCAUGCGUGAUGGAGUUCAGUGUAAGUUGGAAAGCAUGGAAGCUGCUCCAGAAAUGAUGAAACAUGCAGAAGAUGUCUUGGAUUUGCAGCUCGAACUUGAUAUAUUGAAGAUUAUUCUCAAAGAAGAGAGAUCUUCUCAUGAAGAAAUAAAAGAAAGGUCAUUGUGCUCAACCAGAGAUCUUGAACUGGCAAAAGUACAACUUAACUUUGUAACCAAACAAUUUGAAGAUGCCACUUGUGAACUGAAGGAGGUGAAGUUAGUUGUUGAAGCUCUUGAGUCCCAGCAAAUACUAGCAAUCAAUGAGAUGGAAGACCUGAGGAAAAGUAAGAUUCACUAUGCAAAGCUUUUGGGUGAAAAGGAGCUUCAAAUGAUGGUUCUGAAGGAGCAAAUUUCUGAAAAGGAGUUAAGAGAUCUCCCUUCCAAGCAUUCAGGGGGUGAGGACUCAAUUUUACAGAAGAAGUUGAAGAUGAUGCAAGAUUCUCUUGAGAAGGCCAAAAGAUUGAAUGUUUUAUACCAAAAUGAUCAUGCAUUUCAGGCAUCUAAUGAAGAAGAAAUGGACGAAGUUCGUCAGCAGGCUGAAGCUGAAACUGCUGAAGUUAUUGUCUGCAUGCAAGAAGAGCUUUCCAUUCUUCAGAAUCAGGUCCAUGAUUGCCACUUGAAAGAGAUGGAGACUAAAAACAUGGUGAUGCUCUUGGAAACUGAAUUGAAAGAGUUGCGGGAAAAGCUAUAUGUUUUAAAUGAAGAAAACAGGGGGCUGAACGAAAUGCUUGAGGGCAAAGAUGGGGAACUGAAAAACUUAUCUGAAGAAUGGGAAUUUCUAGCUUGUGAGGUUGAAGCAAUUCUUGCUGAUGGACAAGAGGCAAUCAUGGAUGCCGCUGAUCAGGUUGACCUUAUUUCUAGUUCCUUCCCUGAGAAGAGGAUCUGGAUCUCUGAACAAGUUGGCAGGUUGAUUAGAACCAUCUCUGAGAAGGAAUUACUGAUUGAGGAGCUUGGAAAAUGUCUAGAGGAUGCUAACGAUAAACAAAAUGAUGUGGAAUGCAUGCUUAAUUCUCUGAGAGGGGCAGCACUGGUAAUGAAUGAAGCAAACCAGCAGGAGUGCAAUGAAAAGGAGGAAGAAAUUCUCUUCUUGAAUUCUCAGUUGGCAGCAAAAACAUCUGCCAUUGCAGAGCAGGAGAAUAAAGUGAAGGUAGCAGAACUUCAUGCCAGAAAAGCUUCAGAUUGUGCAACGGUUGCUUUUGUAGUUGUGAAUAGAUUAUCAGAAGUGAAUCUCAACAAUCUCCAUGAAUUAGCGUAUAAGAACAUGCAACUUAGUGAAUCAGCGGCAAUUAGCCAAAGGAAGGAAGCUCUUCUGAAUGACCAAGCAACUGCUAUCAAAGAAGCAGAGGAACAGAUUCAGUUUUUGAAAAUGGAAGUAGCAGAGUUGAAGGAGACAUGUGCUCAACUUCAACAGAGACUUUCUGAGGAGGAGAAACAUGCACGUGCCAUGGAAGAAAAGCUGGAAGAAAUUGAAGAGAGUGACAUUUUGAACACAAGGGAGAAAUUGGCUGAGCUGAAAACUGGUGUGUCCUCCAUCAGGUCAUGCAUGGCUACCCAUGGAAAGUAUGAUCGGAGUCCUGAAAUGAAUGAAAGACAAAGGGAUGGCACAAGUAAUAAUGGUGGCAGUGGAUGGACAGAUGCUGGAGAGGGGAUGAGAAUUGAUGUCUCUGAGAGUUCUUCUACAAUAGGAAAGAGAUCAUUGGGCACUUCAUGUGGUAGGAAAGAUGAGGUUCUCAGAACUCCCAAGGAUGUCACCAUUAUUCUUCUCAAAGGGGAAAUAGAGUUUGCUCUUGAAAGCUUGAAAGAGGUUAAAAGGGAGAUGGCUAAAUUACAUGCCGAGAAAGAAGAAAUCUGGAUGUCUGAGAAACAGAGUCAGGAAAGCAUGAAAUGUUUCACAACUCAGAUACUCGCGCUUCAGGAAGUUUUUAAUAACUUUGAAACACAAUUUGAAACGAAGAUACAAACUGUUAAUGAUAAGCUACAAGCAUUUGAACAAAUCAUCCAAGAAGCUGGGAUUUGCUGGUGCCAAACCAAAGAGUUCCUUGAAAUGGAGGUUGGUGACGCAAAGAUAGUUGCAGUUCAGAAAAUGGCGGAGGCUUCUUGUAUUUAUGCCAAAUUCGAAGAGGCCCAAGAUACGAUGAAAGAAGCUGAUAUAAUGAUCAAUGAACUGAUGAUAGCCAAUGAAGCAAUGAAGCUUGAUAUGGAAAGGAUGAAACAAAUUGAAGUUAAAUUAACCAGUGAAAGGGAUAUGCUUGAUAAUGAAGUUCAGAGCUUGCAAUCUCUGAAUGGACUCAAGGAUCAACAAUUUGAAGAUCUUGAAAUGCAGUUUGGCUCAGACUUAAUGGAAACAAGAGAUCUGGUUGUGCAGCUGGAGGGUGUCAUUUCACAGGUUCAGAUCUCUUUCGAAAAUUUUUUGUCUAUGUUGUGUGAGUUCCACAGCUUGAAGGCACUGGUUUUAGACUCUGGAAAAUUGGUGCGGUCAUGGCUUGAAGAUGUCUGGUCUGAGAUAAUAGUAAAGGAUUCUGCUGUCUCAGUACUACAUCUCUGUCACAUGGGCAUUUUGUUAGAAACAGUAACAGGUCUGAAUGCAGAAAAUGGUUUGCUUCAACACGGCUUGUCUGAAUCAGACUCGCUUAUAACUGAUCUCAGAGAGCGUAAUUCCAAAACAAGUAGAGAGCUUCAAACAUGCAGAACCCUGAAGGGGAAACUGCUAGUUGACAUCAAGAACAGUUUUUUUCGGAUCUUGAGGAAAGAAGAGGAAACAGAGAGGUUUGGGCUUAAGUUAACAUCUUUUGAGAAAAAGAUCUCUGAUAUACAGCUUCAAGAGGAGUUGAUGUUACAGAGGUCCAAUUACAUGGGUUCUCAGCUUGCUGUUCUAAUGAAGGAGUUGGACUCAACUAACACAAAUGCUGUAGAAUCCCUUUUCAAUCAAGAGAAAAUGCUGGAAGAUGAAAAGGAACUUCGGAAUUCUCAAACUGAGCUUUUUAUGAUGGAUUUGUGCUCAAAAGACAUCGAAUCAUUCAUCUUAGCAUCACAGCUUGAAGAGAUGCGUCUCAGAGAAGUAGCAGCGGAGAGAGAGCACCUCAAUUGUUGCUCUAUCUUGGAGAAUUUAAAGAAUGAAGUAAUUUUUUCCAAAAUUGACAGUGAGUUGAAGGAACAUCUAUUAGUGGCCAAGGAAGCAGAUGUUGCUUUUCUGCAAAGAAAAGUUAAAGAGGCAAAUAGGGAGGUGCAGGAUCUAUUAUCAAGUCUGAAGGAUGUUGCGUGUUCCAAUGAUAAGUUGAGAAGCGAACUUGGUGAAGUCAUGACAACUAGGAUGAGAUUGUUAAGCCUGAUUCAAGAACUUGAAGCCGAGUGUGAUAAACUGCAAAAGAAUUUGAAGAGUAAGGAAUCAGAUUUGGAAAAGUCUUCCAGUCACAUUGAUGUUAUCAGCCAACAAAAGCAAGACUUGCAGAAGAGCAUUUGCCAAUUGGAAACAGCAUCAAGCAAACUACAAACUGAGCUGGAAUUGAAAGAUUCAGAGCUCAGAAGAUUGAAUUGGUUGGAAGAGGAAAACAAGUCUCUAAAGGAUGAGGUCUCAAAUUUGAAGACUGAAAAGAGCUUGGUUCUACAAGACUUGGAGAAAAAGAAAUCUGAAGUUGAAUCAUCUCUAAGCCAGGUUGAUAUGGAGAAUGAUAGGCAGCAGGACAAAAUUCUCUCUUUGGAGAGUGUCAUUGCCAGUCUACAGACUGAUCUGGAGAUGAAAAGUGCCGAGGUAAAUGAACUCCAGAAUUCUCAAUCUGUUGCUAAAGCUGAUAUGUGCUUAAAAAACCAAGAUUUGCAAACUUUUGUCUGCAAAUUAAAUGCAUUGAAGGAUGAGAACAUUCUUUUGAGGAGUGAAAUUAGGUCUCACAAGAAAGUUUUGCAUGAAGUCCUCACCAAGUCAGCUUUGAACACAGCAAAGUAUGUUGCAUCAAUGGAAAGUGUACACUCAAUCAGUCACAAGUUAUUUAACGGAAUGGAGAAAGAGUGCUAUAUGCUUGCAGAAAAAAUGUUUCACGAGAUUUGUGAAAAUAUAGAAGGGAUGUCUGAGUUCAUAAAAGAGAUUGAAUGCUUGGAAAGUUGCACUGCAGAUCUGGUCUCUGACAACAUGAGCCUCCAGGCUGAGCUAUUGAGGAAGGAUGAUAUUCUAAAAGGACUGUCAUUUGAUAUGAGCCUGUUGCAGGAGUCAGCAUCUAAUACUAAGGAUCAAAAGGAUAAGCUGAAGGAAGUGAUGGCUUCUAUGGAGGCUCUAGAAGAUGAGCUGGUUGUCAAAUCAAGUGAGCUUGAACAGACUGUUGCUCAUAGUCAGUUGCUUGAAGCUCAGCUCAUGGAGAAGAUAGAUGCAGUGUCUAAUCUUGAGUCUGAUAUUGCUAAGGGACACUUGUCCCUAGAAAGUCUUUCUUGUGAAAAUCUGGAUCUGAGAGCCCAAAUUCAAGAAGCCUUGGCUGCAAAAUGUUCUCUUGAGGAGGAGUUAACUGAGAAAAGGAGUUUGACAGAGAGCUUAGAGACAGAACUCUCACAAAUGGGUGAUGCUCUUGGAGAAAUGAGUGAUACAAUUGAAUCUUUAAGGAGUCAUCUGAGUGAACUUACUAGCGAGAGGGAUCAGCUCCAACUGAAGAUGCAUAGUUUAGAAGAUAAGCUACAAAGAACAGAGGCUUGGGCUGAAGAAACUGAAGCUAUUGCAGAAGAGGCCCAACAGACUGCUGAAUCCAGAAAGAUCUAUGCUGAAGAAAAAGAAGCAGAGGUAAAGCUACUUGAGAGAUCUGUUGAAGGGCUAGAGUGCACAAUUAAUGUUCUUGAAAACAAGGUUGAUAUUCUUAAAGGAGAAGCAGAACGACAAAGAUUGCAGAGAGAAGAACUUGAAGACGAGCUUCAUUCUGUGAAAUAUCAGAUGCAGAAUGUUGAAAAUGUUGACUCUGGCAUUAAAAGGCAUUUGGAAGAGAAGGAAAGAGGCCUAGAAGAAGCACUGAAGCAUAUACAGAUCCUUGAAAGCAGUAUAUCUGACAAGGAUGCAGAGAUUUCACAGUUCAAGGCCCAUGUCACUGAGCUAAAUUUGCAUGCAGAAGCACAGGCUAGUGAGUAUAAGCAGAAGUUCAAGGCAUUGGAAGCCAUGGUUGAACAAGUAAAACCUGAGGGCCAUAUCUCCCAUAGCAUGAGCUCCUCAUCAAACAAAUCAGAGAAAAAUGCUGCUAAGUCCAGGGGUUCCAGUUCCCCUUUCAAAUGCAUUGGUCUGGGCUUGGCACAACAAAUAAAAUCUGAGAAGGAUGAGGACCUUGCAUCUGCAAGGCUAAGGAUUGAAGAGCUGGAAUCCUUAGCAGUUAAUCGACAGAAAGAGAUAUUUGCCUUGAAUGCCAGAUUGGCUGCUGCUGAGAGCAUGACCCAUGAUGUAAUCCGAGAUUUACUAGGAGUGAAACUGGAUAUGACAAAUUAUGUGUCACUAUUGGAUGAUAAACAAGUGCAGAAGAUUGCAGAAAAAGCUCAGCUUGGUACCUUUGAGCCUCAUGUAAAGGAUCAGGAAAUUAUCAAGCUUAAGCAGCAGCUCAAUGGGUUUAUUGAGGAGAGGCGAGGUUGGCUAGAGGAAAUUGAUUGUAAACAUGCUGAGCUGGUUGCUGCACAAGUAGCAUUGGAAAAGCUUCAUCAGCGGGAUCAGUUACUCAAAACUGAGAAUGAAAUGUUCAAGAUGGAGAAUGUAAGUCAUAAGAAGAAGGUGAUGGAACUUGAGGGGGAGGUAAAGAAGCUGUCUGGCCAGCAAAAUAUCCAGCAGCGUAUACAUCAUCAUGCAAAAAUCAAGGAAGAGAACAAUUCACUUAAAAUUCACAAUGAGGACAUGAGUGCUAAGCUGCGGCGAGCAGAGAUCAAUCUUUCACGUAUCAAGGAAGAGCUUGCACAUCAUCGUGCUUCUGUUGGGAAAGGUCCAUAUAUAGAUUUUGAUGGGGAACAAAGGUUAAUGAACCAACUUAAGGAAACUGAGGAUGACAAGGUGCAAUUAGCACAAAAGUUACUGGGCUUGUGUACUAGCAUUUUGAAGGCAGCUGGGAUAACAAAACCUGUAUCCAGUAUAACCCCAACCAUCGCUGAGGAUGCUCUUGAGCAGCUGAAAAACAGAAUCACUUCGCUGGAAAGAGAACUGCAAGAUUUGACAGUCAAGGCUAAGAUUACCAAUGAAAGGAUACGAUUGUCUGAGCUAAGGCCCCAAACUUCACCAAUAAACUCAAGGACAGAUGACAACCGUCAAACUCCAAGAAGGGGCCAAGUUCCAUUUUUUUCUGCCUUGGACCGAUAGCAUUAACGAUUUUCACUCAUGACAGUUAUACAGCACUACAAGCCAAGCUCAUGCGUGUGUUUUUGCCUGUUAUGUUGGUGCCUGUACAUAUCGAUUUUUUUGUUAAGCUUGUAUAAUCUAUUCUUUUGCUGUAAAAUUUAAAAUGCAGAGAAGGCAAGGUGACCAAAACACAACGUUGUCUCAAAAAAUCUGCCUCGUCUUUCACUACUUGCCCCAUCUUAAUUUUAUUUUGAUAACAAAACGAUCUAGGAUCUUUAGCGUUCUUUAUUCAAUUAAACAACACAUGCAUCCAAUUUUAUUUAAUUUAUUUUUUACUUUUUGUUACUAUUAA
Populus nigra (black poplar) is the source of this 9407-nucleotide messenger RNA. Its product is annotated as kinesin-like protein KIN-12D. Lineage: Eukaryota; Viridiplantae; Streptophyta; Magnoliopsida; Malpighiales; Salicaceae. Gene Ontology annotation, molecular function: microtubule binding; microtubule motor activity; ATP binding. The record is from RefSeq and is a predicted model, not a curated record. Bases 137 to 9076 code for a protein of 2979 amino acids. The transcript is spliced from 38 exons. Gene Ontology annotation, biological process: microtubule-based movement.